This is a messenger RNA of Stegastes partitus (bicolor damselfish), 2899 nucleotides long. It is a transcript of the gene ift81, whose product is annotated as intraflagellar transport 81 homolog. Gene Ontology annotation, molecular function: tubulin binding. The coding region runs from base 246 to 2276 and encodes 676 amino acids. The transcript has 18 exons. Lineage: Eukaryota; Metazoa; Chordata; Actinopteri; Pomacentridae. Gene Ontology annotation, cellular component: ciliary basal body; intraciliary transport particle B. Gene Ontology annotation, biological process: intraciliary transport; cilium assembly. The record is from RefSeq and is a predicted model, not a curated record.
ACGAACUAGCUAGUUAAAGAUUCAAUAAGACGGACUGCCUCAAACUUCCGAAAUGUGUCUUUAUCGUUUGUGAAUAGUUGUUUGAACGACGUAACAAUAAGGUUUUAGAGUUUUUGAAACGCAAGUUUGCAAGCUAGGCGAACUUAUUUAACGACAGAAAGCGUAUUUAUGCUAGCGUUAGCUUGCUAAUCCAGUAAGAAGGAGCACGAAGAGCUAUCAAAGCAAACAAAUUCACAUUUUCCAAGAUGAGCGAACAGCUGAAAUUCAUCGUUGAACAACUUAACAAGGAGCCAUUUAAGAAGAACUUCAACCUCAUCACGUUUGACACACUGGAACCGAUGCAGCUGCUUCAGAUUUUAAAUGAUGUUCUGGCUGAAAUCGACCCAAAGCAAACUAUAGACAUCCGUGAAGAAAUGCCUGAGCAAACUGUAAAGAGGAUGUGUGUUCUGCUAGGGAUGCUGAAAUAUAAACCUCCUGGCAAUCUCUCUGAUGUGAGCAGCUUCAGACAGGGUCUGGUGACUGGCAGCAAACCUGUGAUCCACCCAAUCCUUUACUGGCUGCUGCAGAGGGUUGCUGAGCUGAAGAAAAGGGCCUACCUAGCUCGUUUUCUGGUUAAGCUUGAGGUGCCAGCAGAGUUCCUGCAGGAUGACGUCAUCAAUGACACCUAUCACCAGUAUGAAGAGCUGGUGGAAGGAUUUAAGACGUAUCAUAAGGAAUGUGAGCAGCUCAGAACUUCAGGCUUCUCCACCUCUGAAAUCAGGAGGGACAUUAGUGCCAUGGAGGAAGAGAAGGACCAACUAAUCAAACGUGUGGAGAGGCUGAAGAAGAGGGUGGAGUCAGUGUCCAACCACCAGCGGAUGCUGGAGCAGGCCAGGCAGCUGCGAGUGGAGAAGGAGCGAGAGGAGUCAUUGACUCACCAGAAACAGGAACAGAAGAAUCAGCUGUUCCAGGCAGAGCAGAGAUUGCUGAGAUCGCAGCAGCAGUUGAAGGAUAUGCGACAGACAGCGACAGAUGCCAAUCCAGAGAGCCUGAUGAAGAGACUUGAAGAAGAGAUCAAAAUCAACUCCUACAUGGUUUCCGAGAAACUCCCCAAAGAGCUGGAGGGCAUGAGGCGUAUGGUGCAGUACCUGCAGAAAGUGGCAUUGGAGCCUGCAAUGGGCCAGUCUGAUCUCCAGGAGCUGGAGGACAAGAUUAAAGAGGCUGAUUCUCAGAUAAACCAGCUGAUUGAGAAGAGGAUGAUGAGAAAUGACCCCAUGGAUGACAACCUGACACUGUACAGGCAACAGGCCUCCAUCAUCAUUCGCAGGAAAGAGUCAAAGGCGGAGGAGCUUCAGGAAGCGAGGGAGGAGCUGGCGGCAGCAGAGAGGGAGCUAAGGCAGAGGAGCAGCCAGGCACAAGGCUCGGACGGGGAGGAGGUCAUCCGUGGUGAUGAGCUGAAACGUUUGCUGGUGAAACUGCGCAGCAAGGGAACAGUGUACAAGAAGAAACGUCAAGAAAUUGCUGAGCUGAAAGCAGAAUAUGGAGUCCUGCAGCGGACAGAGGAGAUUCUCAGGCAGAGACACGAGACUGUGCAACAGAAACUGCAAACUGUGGAAGCUGAGAAGGGCAUCUCUGGCUACAGUAACACUCAGGAGGAACUGGAGAGAGUGUCGGCCAUCAAGAGCGAGCUGGAUGAGAAAAAAGGCCGCACUCUGGAUGACAUGUCUGAAAUGGUGAAGAAGUUAAACUCAAUGAUAGUGGAGAAGAAGUCGGCUUUAGCACCAAUUAUAAAAGAACUGAGAUCACUGAGACAGCGGUGUCAGGAACUAAGUCAAGAGUACGAGGAAAAGAAGGUGCAAUAUGAAAGUUGUGCUGCUGGUUUGGAGAGCAACAGAUCUAAACUGGAGCAGGAGGUGAAAGCAUUGAGGGAGGAGACGGCACAGAAGGAAAACCGAUACCACUAUAUCAACUCCAUGUCAGAGAUCAUUGAGAUGCAAAUGCAGCGGGCGGCUGAGGAGAUGAAGGCCUACGUGUCCUCUGAUCCACAAGAAAGGAAGAAGGCCAUCAGGGAAGUGUACAUGAAGAACAUUUCAGAACAGGAGUUACUCGGCAAGAAGUUACGUGAGGAGCAGAAGAUGGUGAGGGAGAGCCACAGUGCCAACAUGGACCAGAUGAAGAUGUGGCGUGACCUGGAGCAGCUGAUGGAGUGCAAGAGGCAAUGCUUUAUAAAGGCUCAGAGCCAAGUGUCUAUUGGGCAGGUCAUCCAGGAGGGAGGGGAGGACAGGCUGGUGCUGUGAGGACACAAUCAACAGCUGGUUUCCCACUCUACAUUCACUACACCAAGUUAAACCAAAUGUUCCACAUCUUCCUGUCACGGGUCUAAAUCUUUUUAUUUACAUUGUAUGUAAAGUGUUACUAGGCACUACAUAGAGUUCCUGUCAUUGUUCAUGGGUUUUAUCUUUCCCUCCAUCUUUUCUGUUACUCAGUUGUCGGUAGUUUACGUUGUGCAGAACCAGACCACUAAUCUCUGGUGAUGACACACUUUAAGAUGCUUUGUGAAUACAGAACUUAAAGAACACAGGACAAGGGUUUCCUCUUUCUCUGACUCCUGGGAGACUCUUUUGUGACAUAUCUUUAAGAAUACACUUUCAAUCAAAGUGUCCAAAGAUAACAGUGUACAAAGUGGUGCACUUUGGGAUGUGGCAGCAGUCAACUAUUUUUGGUAUCUCCAGUCACAACCUUGAAAAGGGAUUGGGAUUCCAAUUUUGGAAUUCACUGGGACCUCCACUGCUUUGGACAGUGAAGAUAAAAUGAUCAUCUUUUUCUGCUUGUUAAAUCUGUUUAACCUUUGACAUUUCAGAUGUUUAUCUUUACAUAUUUGGAUUAUCUAAACAGUUUUAUUAAAUAUAUUUCAUGUUCA